Molecule: messenger RNA, 2037 nt
Organism: Hippocampus comes (tiger tail seahorse)
Lineage: Eukaryota; Metazoa; Chordata; Actinopteri; Syngnathiformes; Syngnathidae
Gene: eef1akmt3
Product: EEF1A lysine methyltransferase 3
Exons: 4
Coding region: 770-1231 (153 amino acids)
Cellular component (GO): protein-containing complex; cytosol
Source: RefSeq, a predicted model, not a curated record
CUGAGUGAUAACGAAAGUGACUACAGCGGUAGUGCAAUCUAAUAACGGGGAAACAAUUUUAAAUGCGGCUUUUUUUUAUUUGUAUUGAUUCAACGGUGACGUUUAUGUUCACUUAAUGGUUUUUAUUCUACUUAAAUGUAGGGAGUUGAAACUUUAACCAGUCUUUUUACCCAAGUAUCGGUUCGUCAAAGUUCUACUUAUGUACAGGGUUGCCAAUUCUGAUUAACGUGCGCGUUUCGGUUUACGUACAAGUCCGCAUUGAACGAGGACUGUCGCAUGUACUGCUUUAUAAUAGUGAUAUAAAUUGACCAAUUACACAACAAUACGCCAAUUGGCGAACUGUGAAGUUCAUAAAUGUACUACAGAAAUAUGGUGCUGACUGAAGAAAAUUAUUUGGGAAUAUGUACGUGGGUAGUGCAUACGUGUAACCAUCUGGACUGGUCCUCUUCCGACCCGGAACAUAAACAUGAUUAUUUUGCCUUUCAAAAUAAAAAUCAGCUAUUAAAUGAAAACAUUGUUGAUCUUUAUGAAUGAAUUGCAAAUCAUGUGUUUAAUACUCGAACGCGUCGACUCUCAUUUUACAAGGACUCAACUGGAAUCCAUCGUGUUUAACUUUCCGCUUCUUGUCGAAAUGAACAAUCGAAAGCUGAGUUAAUGAGCUACCUCUAACUGACCCGGAAAAUGUGGUGGACUACACUUUGCACUUUUUUUUUUUUUUUUUACGGUUAACGGUUUUUUUUUUCCCCAUUCUAUCCAUCAAUCAAGAACGAUGAGUUGUUGUGUGAAUGACGACGACCCCUUUCCCGUUGACGACUGUUUGUUCGCUGACACGUUUUCUCAGACCAGCGUUUAUAAAUUAUUGGGCCAGGAGCUGAAGAUCAUCCAGUUAUUCGGUGCAAACCUCGGCGUGGCUGCUCCUGUGUGGGAAUCCGCUUUGCAACUGUGCCGUUACUUUGGGGAGCAACACGUGGAGUGGCGUGGGAGACGCGUCAUCGAGCUGGGAUCGGGAACUGGUGUCGUUGGGAUUUUGGCUGCUCGUCUUGGUGCAGACGUGACCCUCACAGACCUUCCUCUGACUCUUCCACAGCUUGAAGCCAACGUCUGUGCCAACAUGCCAUCCAGCGGUUGGCCUUCUGCCCCUCCCACUGUCCUCCCUCUGUCAUGGGGGAUGUUGGGUGGUCGCUCCAGCACGGGAACAUUCUUGACCAGGAAGUGUCAGAUGCUCAGGUAGGGUGAAAGCAGCCACAGGUUGUCUCGCCACAACUCUCCUGACUUGGCGGGCAUUGAACAAAGCAAACAGCAUAGGAACUGUUUGUUGACGUGGCGGUUGAUUAUCUGGUCCACAUCUUGUUUUUUUUUGACACCAGCCCUUAAACUUUUGGACACUUUGCACGUUAGCAUCUGCUUGGUAAAAUUAAUUUGUGAAGUUAAUCAUGAACAUAGCUGUUAUUGUAAUGAGCAUAUACUUUCCUACGUCACACUUAGUCCCAUUUCGCAUUUCAUCCACCAGGUAACUCAAUGUGCUCUAUAUUGUUAAAAACUACGUUUAAAUGGAGAAUACUGGUAUAUAUCUGGACUUUUGCAUUUUUUUUUAUUAGCUAAACUCCAAAUUGUAUUCCAUGUUUCUAUCGUGUAACUAAGAGAUAAUCCGGCCAUAACAAUGAUCACCCCCAUCCCCAUCCACUAUUCUGGCAACAUCAACAGAUUGCUCGGCCUCUGGCCUGCUGUCUGCUUCUGAUGCUUCAUCCGCUCUCUACCUCACUCUGCUGAUGUACUGACUUUCUGUUCAGCAAAGGGAAGCCUGUUUAUCACGCUGGAGAGUUCCGAAGAAAAGGGAGGCGAGGCAUCCGCUGGCCUUCUCGCCAUGUGCCACAAUUGAGUCGACAAAGCAAUUGAUCCCCCGUUUCCAUGUGGCUUCUAUCACGCUGAGCGGGGCGUUUAGUCAUCAUUAAAUGGGAAAAAUUAGGGAAAGAUGACGUGGACUUUAUAUACAUGUCCCUGUAUAUAUGUAAUAGGUUCAUGACAACGGUAAAAUAC